Messenger RNA from Lodderomyces elongisporus, 993 nucleotides. RefSeq names its product putative ribokinase (gene RBK1). The transcript has a single exon. NCBI's taxonomy places the organism in Eukaryota, Fungi, Ascomycota, Pichiomycetes, Serinales, Debaryomycetaceae. Gene Ontology annotation, molecular function: ribokinase activity. Bases 1 to 993 code for a protein of 330 amino acids. The record is from RefSeq and is a predicted model, not a curated record. Gene Ontology annotation, biological process: D-ribose metabolic process.
AUGUCUAAAACAGUUACUAUCAUUGGAUCAUUGAACUAUGAUUUAGUCACAUUCACAAAAAAAGUACCUAAAGCAGGUGAGACGAUCCAAGCAAACUCAUUUGAAACACACAUGGGAGGCAAAGGAUUGAACGAGGCUGUUGCGGUUGCGAGAUUAUCGCCUCCUCUGGGCCACGUGCAAUCCCGUAUGAUUGGUUGCGUUGGAGCUGAUGAUUUUGGAAAAAGUCUCAGGCAGUGUCUUGUUGACUCUGGUGUAGAUGUAUCCAAUGUCAAGACGAUUGGAGGUGAAUCAUCUGGUGUAGCAACUAUUCUUGUUGAGGAGGAGUCAGGGGAGAAUAGGAUAUUGAUUACUGCGGGAGCCAAUGGACACUUGAAACCUAGUGAUGAAGAAUACAAGUCCAUCUUUGAACUGGACAAGGAGGAUAAGAAUGAAUAUGUUGUUUUGCAGAAUGAGUACCCUGAUACUGCAAAGAGUAUUUCGUGGCUAAAAACAAACAAACCCAGUAUCAAUAUAGCCUAUAAUCCUUCACCAUAUCGACCAGAAUUAGUAACACGAGAUAUCUGGUCGAAAAUUGAUUUGCUUAUUGUUAAUGAGGGCGAAGCACAGGAUGUUGCCAAAUUGCUUUUACCUGAUUUGGACUUGGUUGAUAGUAUGGAAGGUGUGAAGACGUUAGCUGUUGAAAUACAGAAGCUUUUGAAUCAAAAUAAUUUGAAAACAGUGGUUAUUACUUUGGGAAGUAAAGGAUGUAUAUAUUACGAUGCACAAUUGGACGAGCCUCAAUUUGUGAAGAGCAGAAAAGUUGAUAAUGUGGUUGAUACCACUGGUGCUGGAGAUACAUUUUUUGGUGGACUCGUUUCAAACUUGGCCCUUGGCAAAACUUUAGCACAAGCAGUUGAAUUCGCUACUGCUGCUAGUAGUUUAGCGAUCCAGAAAAAGGGCGCAGCUGAAGGUAUACCAGAGCAUAAAGACGUGAUACAAUUACUUGGUGAAUAA